Syngnathoides biaculeatus (alligator pipefish) is the source of this 2478-nucleotide messenger RNA. RefSeq names its product tyrosylprotein sulfotransferase 1, like (gene tpst1l). NCBI's taxonomy places the organism in Eukaryota, Metazoa, Chordata, Actinopteri, Syngnathiformes, Syngnathidae. Bases 1042 to 2181 code for a protein of 379 amino acids. Gene Ontology annotation, cellular component: Golgi apparatus. The record is from RefSeq and is a predicted model, not a curated record. Gene Ontology annotation, molecular function: protein-tyrosine sulfotransferase activity. Gene Ontology annotation, biological process: peptidyl-tyrosine sulfation. The transcript is spliced from 7 exons.
ACGUUUUGUGCAGCACUUGGCCAAAUUAAAGUCCCUCAGGAGAGGAAGCCGAUGGCUUUCAGGAGAGUUGCCUAUGGACAAUUUAGAGCUUCCUUCCUCCGGGUCCAGAUGCAGAAAAAAAUCGAAAGCCGCGGUGGCUACUUUGACGUCCUUUUGACUCUGAUCAACGCGCUGAAACCGAUCUAUGAAGCGAUUGUACAGUACAUGCAAGUAGAUUUGAGAAAGUGCUGCAUUGCAGCUUCCUGUUCAAGAUUAUUUUUACAAUUUGGGGGGACGAGGGAGGGGGGCUCAGCCCCACAUCCCACUAGAAUAGAUCUGCCCGUGCCCUGAACAGAUCUCCUUAUUCACAAACUACAAAAAUAACAUUUAUAAUAAUCUGCCAGAAUUUAAACUAGUGAUUUGUUCAUUAAAAAAAAAAAGUUUGAUGCGCAGCAGGAAAUAGAUGGAGACAUUUUUGCUUCCCAAAAAACUUUUUUUCUUUAUUCAAUGCUUUAUAAACAAAUUGUCUUAGUAUGUUAAUUGGAAUUUUUUUGUCAACAGCAAGUGCGCGUUAUUUACGUCACUUCCGAUUUGGCGGUCCAGCCAUCUGGUCGGACCGGAUAAAUCAAUCAUUUAUGACUGAUUGACGUCUUAUUAUUGAGUCUGAGUCACGUGGGCUCACACUGCGCAUGUGCGCAAGGCAUCGGGGCUGCUUUAUUCUUGGGAAAAAAAAAACUUUUAAAGCAAUGUGUUUUCACAAUUAAGUGACAAAUUACUUGUGCCCUCGGUCGUGUACUCGUUCUGGUUGACGCCUUCUCGAUACUCGCCAGCGGACAGCGACACUGCUCCCAACUUCAUUUUGAGGACUGCACGGCAAAAGCGUUUCCGCCGCCGGAGGAAAGCUGAGAGUUUCCCCCCGCAAAAGCGUCUUUUCGUUCCGGGGGAGGCUCGGGUGGACACGAUGGACGCGACCCGGCCCGCGGGCCCGGCGGGAAGCUUCCUCGGCCUCGUCUGAACGUCCCAGCAGAAACCGGGCCGGCCCGCGCCGCGGACUCGGCGAAGAUGCGAGUGAGCCGCUCCGACGUGCUGCUGGGCUGCGUGCUCCUUUGCUCCGCCUCCCUGCUCUACCUGGGCCUGAGCGGGCUGGACUGCCCCCCCGAGAGUCCGCGGUCCCGCUGGGCCGAGCUCCGCCGGGCCUCGGCCGACCCCAACGCCUCGCUCAGCGAGCGGCUCCCCGAGGACACGCCCCUCAUCUUCAUCGGCGGCUUCCCCCGCAGCGGCACCACCCUGAUGCGGGUCAUGCUGGACGCCCACCGAGCCGUGCGCUGCGGGGAGGAGACCCGCGUCAUCCCCAGACUGCUCACCAUGCGCGCCUCCUGGAGCCGAUCCGUCAAGGAGCGCAUCCGCCUGGACGAGGCCGGCGUCACCGACCGGGUCCUGGACUCGGCCGUGCGCGCCUUCCUCUUGGAGGUGAUCGUGGGCCACGGAGAGCCGGCCCCCCGUCUCUGCAACAAGGACCCUUUCGCCUUGAAGUCGCUCACGUACCUGGCGCACAUCUUCCCCAAGAGCAAGUUCGUGUUGAUGGUGCGAGACGGACGUGCCUCCAUCCACUCGGUCAUCUCACGCAAGGUGACCAUCUCGGGCUUCGACCUGAACAACCCCCGCGACUGCCUGACCAAGUGGAGCAACGCGGUGGAGACCAUGUUCAACCAGUGCGUGGCGGCCGGCCCGGACCGCUGCCUGCCCGUCCGCUACGAGCACCUGGUGCUGCAGCCCGAGCGCGAGAUGAGGAAGCUGCUGCGCUUCCUGGAGCUCCAGUGGGACGCCGCCGUCCUGCACCACGAGGAGCUCAUCGGCAAGGCCGGCGGCGUCUCGCUGUCCAAGGUGGAGCGCUCGACCGACCAGGUGGUGAAGCCGGUGAACACCGACGCGCUGGACAAGUGGGUGGGCCGCAUCCCCGAAGACGUCGUCGAGCACAUGGCCGAGGUGGCCCCCAUGCUGGCGCGGCUCGGCUACGACCCGCGCGCCAACCCGCCCGACUAUGCCCGCGCGCCCCCGCUCGCCAAGCCCGCAUUGGUAACGACCUGCGUUCUCCUCACAGACGUACACCGCGUAGAACCAAACCGACCAGCCUUGGAAGGGGGCGGAACCUUCCGGACCCGCUUAGACGGGCAAAAGAAGGGGAGAAGCUCCCGGACCUGACUUCACCACCACCACCGACCCACCUUCAAGGACCACUUCCUGUUUCCGAGGGCACCCGUCACAUCUCUUUCUGUUGUUUCCUUCUUGCGGACGCGGCGCAAAUGCGAACCGCACGCCGGAACUUUCCUUAAAUUAUUGCAGAAGACUGACAGACUCCUCCGGCGGCGGGCGUUUCCCGAUCCGCGCCGCCCGACCGUACGGGAAACAGCCACACGAGGUCGCUGCCAUUACUGCACAGCUCAUCUCCAUGGUGACCAACAAGCCAAUAAUAAUAAUAAUAAUAAACAAAUGACACAA